AUGCAGGCGGGCCCGAGAGUCUGGAAGCGCUUUACAAUUUCCUACCGUGACCUUCCCCCUCGUUCUCGAGGGCUGCCUGUAUGGGGCUUCGGUGCUAUAACAUUGGCUUCAUUGGCACAGUCAAGGCCUGCAAAGCACGCUUCCACGAGCGCCCCUGAGGCUGGCGGAGGACACACGACGCGCAGAGGCCAUGCAACGCAUUUGUCGAUUAGCGACCCAAGUCACCAUGUGACAGAGGCCAUCGGGCAUAUGUACAACGAUGACUAUGAUCGCAACGAUACUCGGCGGCUCAGCUAUAUAGCGUCUCCCCUUGGCGAGGCAAUCACAACUAUACCGCGACACGCCGCCGCUUCCGAGUCUUCUCUCUCCCCCUCGACGCCCCCACUGCGGUCGCCAACCGAAGGACAACAGAAACAGAGCAAUGGUCACCUACGGCUGGCACUCGCGGGCCAAAGGUCUUUCGACCGGGACAGCGAUCCUGGGUCCCCGGACUCGACGCGAUCGCCCUCUGAAACCGCCACAUCUUCCUUUCCUCUGAACGAUAUCGACUACGAGUCCAACCCCGCCGCGGUCGUCCAGGAGCUGAACAACUUGGCUGCGAUUCGGCGCAUGUCCAUGGAUGUCGCGGCGACAGGUGACCCCGAUCUCCCUUCGUUUGGCGGCAGCCUUUCAUUUCCUUCUCUCCCGCCCUCACCCUCGGCCGAUGAAAACGACGCGUCACGGUUGUUCUGGGUUCCAGCGAGUCUGCACCCGGAGCUGGCACCAAAGGAGUUCAAGUCAUUCCUCGAGAGCAAGGCCGAUGUCAUUAAACGCAAAUCGGGCGAAUUUGGGUCGUCUUUGUCACCUGAGCGUCAGGGAUCGGGGAGCGGGCUCCGCCGAAAGCGAUCGAUGCUGUCUAAGCAGAUUGACGAUUCCUCCGGUUAUAAAGAUGGUGCCGAGCGAUUGGAGCGUCAGCGUUCCCAAUCGAAUCGACGGGAUGGAAUGUUGAGUCCAAACUUGCAGGAGCUGGAGUCGCUGGUGGACGAUACCAAGCUGGAUAGCAAGGAUCUAUUGGUGCGAGAAAUGCAGAACGCAAGCAUUGCAGCGAGCGAGGACAAGCCCAUUCUACCGCCAGCGCCCCCGGGUCACAGCUUACGACGAUCGACUCGGACGCAGUAUAAGAAGGGAAGCUUGAAAAAGGGCGAGAAGCCGCCAUAUUCGAAACGGAUUGGAAGGGCGCUCUCAGAGUCUACCCAUACAGGACCGCCUACGAUCGUUUCCCCCUCCGAGGAUCAGCCAAUUCUUGGAACGACUCGUGUGUCGACAGAUCCGACUCCGGCUGCCGGAGGGCGAGCAGUUCGGUCUCCCUCUACCUCGUCCCGUGGUACAGCUUAUGCGCCAGGCUCUACCACUAGUUCGACAUUUGACUCGAUUCUCGACAAUCCCGAGGCUGAGCAGCAAGAGCAAUCGCCAUCCAAUAACCAGUCUGACGCAUCUUUCGAUCGAUCUGAUUCCGUCGGAAGCAGUGCAAGUUCCCAUUCAAGACAAUGGCAUUCUCGUAUCAGCUCCAAUGGUCGCUCAACCUUGGUUACUCCUCAGGCCGAACAAAAAGUCCCUUCGAUUAUUGAAACUCCUCCUCCUAACGACACCAGUAAUUCGCCAUGCUCAAGUUCUCAGCCCGCUCGAUCGCCGGACCGAGAUGUGCCCUCCGCCUACUCUGGCACGGCAUCCUCGGUGAACGAUUCGACACCUAGCAAGCGACCGUUGACGGGUCGCCAGUCUGGGAAAGAUACUACGUCCACCCUUGAUGAGUUUGCCAACCAACCACAGAUGAUACCGGGCAACAGCACGCGGACUGACAGCCUUUCGUUUAUUCCAACUAUGCCGGAAGAGCGGAAGCCAGAGGAACGCAAGUCUGAAGGGAAAAAGUCGAAGAAAGAUUCCGAAGGUCGCAAGUCUAGCUGGCACUGGCUACUGGGUAGUGAAGAAAAGGAUAAGAAGAAAGAGAAGGACAGUGACUCGAAAAGGAGUAAAUCAAAGUAUACGGAAAAAUCUCACAACAAUGCGCGAAUGGACGUCUUGCAAUCGUCAAUGGACACGACCCCGAAGGGUAGAGAAAGCCUCAUUUUGGACCGCCUUGAUCCAAAAUUGGAGGAAGAGCGGCGGAAAGAUGGUGCGCGGCGGGCUUCUGGCGAGUCGAAGAAAGAAAAGGAUGGCAUUUUCUCAUCAAUCUUUGGCGGUGGUCGCAAGAAGCACAGUGGAGAGGGCCAUCACCGGAAGAACUCGUCUCGAAAUCUCUCUCCGGACCCUCCCAUGCGAGAGCUGCGGGCUGAUGUCGAUUAUGCUUGGACUCGAUUUUCCAUACUUGAAGAGCGAGCCAUCUAUCGCAUGGCCCACAUCAAGCUUGCCAAUCCGCGCCGGGCUCUGUAUUCUCAAGUGUUGCUGAGUAACUUUAUGUACUCAUACCUGGAGAAGGUGCAGCAGAUGCACCCCCAGAUGAUGGUGGCUUCCUCUGGUUCGCAGAGGUCCUCGAAAUCUCAAGAUCAGCCAGAUGAGUACCUGCAAUACCAGCGAUAUCAAGAAAGCUGGAUGACUAACGGUGCAUGGCAGGCGCAAGAGCAACAACAGUACGGGGACAGCGCAUACGACGAGUCCAUGUACGACUAUGACGACGAUCCGCACGAUCGUUACCAGGGCCAAGGAAGGAGUGGUCAGCAUGGCUAUGAAAACGGCCAUUCUUACAACUCGGGCCACUACCAGUACGGGCAUUCGUCCUUUGGCGACGACGUCCAGCUGGAUGACGAUGAUGAUGACGAUAUGUGGUGA
Messenger RNA from Penicillium daleae, 2805 nucleotides. Its product is annotated as putative telomere silencing protein Zds1. The transcript is spliced from 4 exons. Bases 1 to 2805 code for a protein of 934 amino acids. The record is from RefSeq and is a predicted model, not a curated record. Gene Ontology annotation, cellular component: cell septum; cytoplasm. Lineage: Eukaryota; Fungi; Ascomycota; Eurotiomycetes; Eurotiales; Aspergillaceae. Gene Ontology annotation, biological process: establishment of cell polarity; positive regulation of G2/M transition of mitotic cell cycle.